GGCCACCCCAACCUGCUCCAUCCUGCACUCACCCACUGCCCCUCGGGCUUCUCCUCUAGUCCUUGAUCAACUAGCGGCACGGCCUUAGCGGACCUGAGCAUGCCCUGGCCCCGCCCCGCAGCCUCCAUGGCCCCGCCCCUGGCCCGAAGACCACGCCCCAGGCCUGCCUCUCCUUGAUUUCCCCGCGGGUCGCAGGCCCUCCCCACGCUUGGAAGAUGGCGGCUUCCUUGGGAAGGUUACUUCGGGCUUCGGUGGCACGGCAUGUGAACUCCUUUCCCCUGGGGAUUUCUGCAGCCUUUAGGCCUGUUGCGACUAGAAACACAUUCCCAGCCAAGAUUAUGCCCACAACUGCUACCCAUUCAAAAUUUUCCUUCAGCACUAGUUCUUCAAUUUACGUGCCUGCUGUCACCCAGCAUGCUCCAUAUUUUAAGGGUACAGCUGUCGUCAAUGGAGAAUUCAAAGAAAUAAGCCUUGAUGACUAUAAAGGCAAAUAUUUAGUGCUUUUCUUCUAUCCUCUUGAUUUCACUUUUGUGUGUCCAACAGAAAUUGUUUCAUUCAGUGACAAAGCUAAUGAAUUUCAUGAUGUGAACUGUGAAGUAGUUGCUGUUUCAGUGGAUUCCCAAUUCAGCCAUCUUGCCUGGAUAAAUACACCAAGAAAGAGUGGUGGUUUAGGCCAUAUGAAUAUUGCGCUCCUAUCAGAUUUAACCAAACAAAUUUCCCGAGACUAUGGAGUUCUACUUGAAGGACCUGGCCUUGCAUUAAGAGGUCUCUUCAUAAUUGACCCUAAUGGAGUUAUCAAACAUAUGAGCGUCAAUGAUCUCCCUGUGGGCCGAAGCGUGGAAGAAACUCUUCGUUUGGUGAAGGCAUUCCAGUUUGUGGAAGUGCACGGAGAAGUCUGUCCAGCAAAUUGGACACCAAAUUCACCUACGAUCAAGCCAUCUCCGACUGCUUCCAAAGAGUACUUCGAGAAAGUGAAUAAAUAAAUGAUACCAUGUAUUGAAGACCUGCACAGCGCUUUUUAAAUUAUGAAGAAACCACAAAUUGGAAUCUACAAUAACAUGCAAAAAAAAUUACUGCAUAUAGAAGUGUAGAAUAUAUACAACUUCUGCUUGUAUCUGUGCAUCCCAAAAUGCUGUUUUCAUAAAAUUUCCCCCCUAAACUAUUUAACCUUAAUAGUUGAUGCUAGUUCAAAGAUCCUUUAGUACCAAAUACUUGCUUUUUCCCAUAGUUCUCCUUUACAGAUUGCAUUUACCAUAUAUUUGAUGUCUUCAUUCGAACCAAGAGGUUCUCUUGAAUUUGUAGGCUAAAGGAAUUGUUCAUUGCCUCCAUAUGCACAAAUACCAGUGUGGCAAACCUUUAAUCAGGAUGCUUUGAGGGUCUUGAGUUUUAUAGGUAAACAGGUAUAGCUGCUUUCCCUUUACUGAAUAUCCCUUUGCAGAUUUAUUUUUUAAUUGAACUAUAGUCCUUUCUCCAUAAAGUGAAUGUCCUGCAAUUAAGGAUAAUAAUGUCAGAGGUCUAAUUUGACUCAUGGCACAUUUGAGUAUAAGACAGGUAUGAAGUAUAUUUGUUUUUAAAAAUCCAACACUUACAAUGGUAAGUUAAAAAUAGUUAAUCACGGAGGGCAGACCAGAGAUUUUUAAUUCAGGGUUCAUUUCACCAUUAUUUGAUGUUUAAGUGAACUUUAUGUCUUGAUACAUUUCAAAACUAUUUAAUUUUAUUAUAAAAGAUAUCCGUUGAACCCCAGAAUUGCAUAUUAAUGCUGCUUUGGAAAUGAUUAUUGAACAUUUAUUUUUCUAACUGGUGAAUAACUCUGUAUGUUCUAUAAUCAAGAAUAAAGAAAAUU
Dromiciops gliroides (monito del monte) is the source of this 1843-nucleotide messenger RNA. RefSeq names its product peroxiredoxin 3 (gene PRDX3). The record is from RefSeq and is a predicted model, not a curated record. Gene Ontology annotation, molecular function: thioredoxin peroxidase activity. The transcript is spliced from 7 exons. Lineage: Eukaryota; Metazoa; Chordata; Mammalia; Microbiotheria; Microbiotheriidae. Gene Ontology annotation, cellular component: cytosol; mitochondrion. Gene Ontology annotation, biological process: response to oxidative stress; hydrogen peroxide catabolic process; cellular response to stress. The coding region runs from base 216 to 983 and encodes 255 amino acids.